AAUAAACCUUGUACUUAAGUAUUUUGACUUCUGUCAGUUUUUAUAACUCAAAAAUAUUUAAAAUUCUUGUGUCUGUUAAAACCCGCAAUAAUGCGUGAAAUAAUACAUAUACAGCUUGGGCAAGCAGGAAAUAAUAUAGGAAACAAAUUUUGGGAAAAUAUAUGCGACGAACAUGGUGUUGAUCCUUGUGGAAAAUGGCAUGGAGAAACUGACCUUCAGCUAGAAAGAAUAAAUGUGUACUUUAACGAAGGGAUACGUAAUAGAUUUAUUCCACGUGCAGUUUGUGUGGAUUUGGAAUCGUCUGCAAUGGAAUGCCUUCGUUCAGGACCCUUUGCACGAUUGUUUAAACCCGAAAGUUUUAUAUUUGAUGGUCAAGGCGCUGGUAAUAAUUUUGCAAAGGGGAGAUAUACAGAAGGAGUAGAAUUAAUGGACACGGUUUUGGAGUAUAUACGAAAAGAAGCUGAAGCUUGUGAUCUCUUACAGGGAUUUCAAAUAGUCCAUUCUAUAGGAGGUGGAACAGGUUCUGGAAUGGGAUCGUUGUUAAUGGAUAAACUGAAAGAGGAAUAUACAGAUCGAAUUAUAAGUACUUUCACUAUAGUUCCCAGCCCAAAAGUGUCUGACACGGUAGUAGAACCAUAUAAUGCUACCCUGGCAAUUACAAAUCUUAUACAUAACUCUGACGAAACAUACAAUAUUGAUAAUGAAGCUCUUCACGAUAUUUGUUUUAGAACUUUGAAGUUGGCUGGUCCCUCAUAUGGUGAUUUGAACCAUGUUAUUGCUGCUGCAAUGGCUGGAAUUACAACUUGUAUGCGCUUUCCAGGACAGUUAAAUACAGAUUUAAGGAAAAUUAAAGUGAAUAUGGUACCUUUUCCCAAUUUACAUUUUUUUGUGCCAGGCUUUGCCCCUCUAACAUCUAGGGGUAAUCAGCCAUAUAAAGAUAUAACGGUGUCAGAUAUCAUCCGCCAAUUGUUUGAUGCUAGAAAUAUGAUGGCAGCUUGUGAUCCUAGAAAAGGGAAAUAUCUUACAGUAACUUCAAUACUUCGAGGAAAAAUGUCCAUGAAAGAAGUAGAUGAUAAUAUGCAUAAUAUACAAGACAAAAAUAGUGCUUCUUUUAUUGAAUGGAUUCCUAAUAACAUUAAAACGGCAGUUUGCGAUAUUCCACCAAGGGGUUAUAAAUUAAGUGGUACAUUCAUUGCGAAUAAUACAGCAAUUCAUGAACUAUUUAACAGAAUCAUUACUGCUUUUUCGGCAAUGUAUCGCAGAAGAGCCUUUCUCCAUUGGUACACUGGCGAAGGAAUGGAUGAUAUGGAAUUUAUAGAAGCCGAAUCAUGCGUGAUCGACCUUAUUUCAGAAUAUCAACGGUUUGAAAUAAAUGUACUUGAUGAAUUUUAUCCAGAAGAUGAGGAUAAUAAUGAUGAUUAUAUUAAUGAAACUUAUUAAUGCUCGAAGAAAUUAUUUUUAUUGAUUUACAAACAGACCAUAGUUUAGUUUAAAUGGUAUUCUUAGACCUAACCCUAACAGAGAUAACCAGUUUUUUUUUAUUUCAAAUUGAUUUGUUCUUAUUUAAAAGUUUUUCUUAAUAACUAAAAAAAUAUGU
Messenger RNA from Psylliodes chrysocephalus, 1597 nucleotides. The record is from the annotation of a GenBank genome assembly. Lineage: Eukaryota; Metazoa; Arthropoda; Insecta; Coleoptera; Chrysomelidae.